This is a messenger RNA of Triticum aestivum (bread wheat), 2491 nucleotides long. RefSeq lists its product as uncharacterized. The transcript is spliced from 7 exons. Lineage: Eukaryota; Viridiplantae; Streptophyta; Magnoliopsida; Poales; Poaceae. The coding region runs from base 324 to 1793 and encodes 489 amino acids. The record is from RefSeq and is a predicted model, not a curated record.
UGUUUCUUGGUCAUCCUCCGGUCCUCUUCCUCCUCCCCGGAACCCUAGCUAGCCUCUCCGGCGGCAGCUCCGCAAGUUCGCUGUGUGGUGCCGGCGAAGAAGCGGCGCGCUAGCCAACCGGAGACGACGGCACGCUCCUCUCCUCGACCGAUUCCCCCCUUCUCCUCCUCCGUCGAGUGGACCCAAUUUUACGGUUCUUCUGUGUACAGGAAGUUGGAGCGGAAGGGAGAGGCCGAAGGUUUGGCGCCGGCGGGAGUCGGAGCCGGGGUCGGAGAGGCUUGUGGGCUUGGAUUCAAGGUCGGAGCUGAAGGAACACCUGCGGAAUGUCGGAAGAGAGCUGCCGCCAACCUGAGACCAGUCCGGAUGCCGCACAAUCCAACACCACGAUCUUGUCUGGGGACCGUAAUGAGCAGUUGAAGCAGUUGUUGGAGCUCAAGUGGAAGCAUGCUCAUCCUCGCGCCUGCAGCAGCGUUCUUUUGGACUACAGAAGCCAAGAUUCCCUCGACUUGCUGCCGCAGCGGGGGUUUGAGUGUGAGUUGGGGCCUGAGUCUGAGUCAGAGCCAGAGCAAGACCUUGAGUCUGAGUCAGAGCCAGAACAAGACCUUGAGUCCGAGCCAGAACUCGAGCCGGAGCUAACAUUCUUGGAGAAGACGUGGCAGGUUCUUCACAUACUUCUCUGCAAACAGUUAGCUGACCUUGACCCAAAGAGGAAUGCUCUUGUCCCUACCCGCGUGUGCAAGUUCAACAUAGCCUUCUUUAACCUUGACAUAGAGUCUGCGGUUAUCCAUGGACCGCCACUUAAAGAGCUACCUUCUUGUGACUGGAGCAAGACUGUGGCAUCAUCUGUCAACAUUGUGUCCUUGAAGGUUAUCAAAUCCGAUGUGGGCUACCCUAUCAGUGUAUUUGGUAUUGUUCUCGCAAGGGAUGCGGUCGACUACAAAUGUGUGUAUCUCUUCAAGCGUGGAAGGGAUGAUCCCCAGCUCAUCAACUCUUCGGAGGAUGAAUUAACUUUAACAGGACCGCGUCGAGCAUUUAUUGCACGAGAUAGCAUGUUUUUUGAGAUUAACUUAAAGAUCAAGGGUGCUUCUGGGAUUGCAGAAGGAGAUUUUAGCAAAGGUGUAGUGGAGCACAAUCUCAACUGCUAUGGUGGUCGAGCUAUGGCUCGGUGUCUGACUAGUUGGCGUAGCACAGUUGAAUUGGUAUGCAUCCCUGUUCGGCAUCCUGUGGAAGCCACCCUUGAAGUCAAAAUUCUGGAGGGACCUCAUGGUGUGCCUUUCCGUGGCAAAGUGAUUGCUUGGACCGAUGACUUCGAAGAGAAUCCUAUGACCCUAUUCGAAUACGAUGAUGACAGCAGCGAAGAGGUUGCAGGUGGUCAGGGAUUAGUCAGAGACGAUGGCUCUCUUGCGCUAGCUCGUAAUUUGAUAGCUGUCCCUAUCAACAGGGAUGACGGAGAAAUGGUGCUCAAUGUCUGCUUUGUUGGUAACCAUGAUGAAAACGAAGGCAUUGUGGUUGCUCUGCAAUACCCUUGUGAAGAGGAGUUUUGCACAUAUGGUUCCUACGUACUUCAGUUGAAGGUUGCAUGGAAAGCUAUUCUAACCAGGCCAAUGUCGAGAGAAGUCCAUAACAGAUUGUUUUCUCUGCCACAGCCCCAACUAACUGUUAACUCGUGGAUGUGGGAGUUGGUAUUCCAAGGCGACAUCCACGUCCUUCCGCACUCUUGUCGUGCACAAUGUCAAGGUUCACAUGGGCAUUAUCAGAUGCAAACCUUGUAUCUCGGAGAAUGUGGAGUCUAGAGCAAAAAAUUGGUUGUUUGAACUCAAUGAAUCCUUGAGCCACGGUAGCUUCACCAAGCUAGCUGUGACACUGUGGCGCAAGGCAAUUCACGAAGCUAUUUUUUGGGGCCCAUAUCAAACAAUAUCAUUUGUGGAUUCGUAUCUUAAUGAGUUGGAGCAGCUUCCAAAAGGAGAUCAACACCCGAAGACAGCGAGACAAGUUGAUAACUAGCAGUGAUGGCUUCCCUCACCGGCCAAUGUCAUGAAAUUGAAUACUGAUGGAGCGGUAGCUCAUCACAAACAUGAAGGAGGAGCAACAGCUGUAUGCCGUGACCACAAUAGCAUUUAUCUUGGGUCAUCAACGAUGGUAUUUCACAUUACUGGUCCGGUGGUGCUUGAAGCAUAUGCGUGUAGGGAAUCGAUGACUCUGUCGGAGGACCUGGACAUUCAAAGCCUACUAGUGUCCUCAGAUUGCCAAGGAAUCGUCAAUGAUAUUAAUCAGGGGACAGGAGGCCCUCAUGCGGCAAUCAUACAUGAAAUAAUAGCUCGUAGAAGUAGUUUUCAGUCUUGUAGUUUCAUUCAUGAGCGUAGAAACUUCAAUUUUGAGGCUCAUAAUCUUGCCAAAAUUUGUUGUAAUUUAGGCUUAGGUAGACAUGUUUGGCUGGGUAUGCUUCAUGACCUAACUAGUGUAUCUAUGGACAUUACUUUGAAUCUAUAAA